AUGCUUGCCGAGUCGUUUGAUAUGACCUCCUUGGCUGAGAUUAGCUUGUCAAGGCCCUGUCCUGUAGCUUUCCCUACGUCAUCAACUUCCUCAUCAAUGAACACGUCGCAUGCAUUCCUGAUGCAACCGUCAGGCAGUCACGAUUCAUCCAGGCCCGGGAAUGGUCUCCCACCUGGUAUAGUCUACGCACAUGGUGGGCCAACCAAACAUCAUCGCCCAAGCGUCAACUUGGACAGUCGAUAUUUCCCUUCCUGCGGCUAUGCUGUCGUUUUACUUAACCAUGUUGGCUCGACAGGUUACGGCAGUGCCUAUCGUGAUGCCAUGGACGGCCAAUGGGGAGUGGAAGAUGUCCAAGAUGCUGUCGACUGCGUUGAUUACCUUGCUAAGGCUGGAAAUAUUGAUCCAAAACGAGUCGGUAUUGUUGGAGGGAGCGCUGGUGGGUACCUUACGCUUCAAGCUAUCUGUACAAAUCCAGAUGUGUGGUCCGGCGCUGUGAGUCUCUACGGCAUAUCAGACAUGAAGGGCUUUGCUCGUACCAGCCACAAGUUUGAGAGCUGCUUUGAUCAUCUUCUCGUUCGCGGACGCUCCUCAUUAUGUUCUGAGCCUCAUAAUGAGCCUACAACUAGGCAACCUGCUCAGCCAGAAGAUACUCGUGUGGAAUGUCACGACGCAGAGAGCACUUCACUUCUGAAGCUGUAUAACGACAGAAGCCCGAUAAAUCACAUUGACCUAUACAAACGUCUGUUCUGUUAUUACAAGGAACAGACGACUCUGUUGUAA
Molecule: messenger RNA, 780 nt
Organism: Metarhizium album ARSEF 1941
Lineage: Eukaryota; Fungi; Ascomycota; Sordariomycetes; Hypocreales; Clavicipitaceae
Product: Peptidase S9, prolyl oligopeptidase, catalytic domain protein
Exons: 1
Coding region: 1-780 (259 amino acids)
Biological process (GO): proteolysis
Molecular function (GO): serine-type peptidase activity
Source: RefSeq, a predicted model, not a curated record